AUGUCGAACGUCAUGAACUCUACGCGUAAAUCAUCCUUAUUGUCACUCUUCAUUAUAUCAAUAUUGAGUUUGAAUAUAUACGGCGCAGAGCCCUUUGCACCUGAACCACGUUCUCAACAUAGUAGUGUUCUCGUAGAUUCAAAGUUAUAUGUGCUAGGUGGUAAACUCAGUGACCAAAGCAUAUCGUCCGAAUUGUUUUAUCUUGACUUGUCCAAAUCCUUUACGACAUCAAAUGUACCAUGGAAGAAUCUUCCUUCCAUUCCGGUUCAAAGUUGCAGCGCGGCGGCAGCUGUCGGAGGCUCCGAUAAUUUAACAAUCUAUCUGUUUGGUGGAAUUAUGAGAGAUCCAACAACUUCAAACCCAAGUUUUAAUGAAUUGGUUUACACUUUUGACACUAAUUCACAGACAUGGGGCACUCCUCUUUUUUAUAAUGAUCAGCCUUCAAGAAGAUAUGCCAUGUCCGCUGAAGUUACCAAAGAUGAAAAAAUAUUCAUUUAUGGAGGGAUGUCAGAUUCGUUAGUGGGAAGCAACACAACCACAUAUUACCAAGAAAUGGUCAUGUUUAAUACCGUAAAUUCCAACGGCAUGAAAUCUUUAUGGACGGUGAACUCAUCCAGUCUGGGUUCACCGCCAGGUAGAAUUUACUAUUCUGCCACAAUCCUCUCAGACGGAACCAUAUAUUAUAUCGGCGGACUUGAAAAAUCGGGUGUAGCGAACAUCAAUGAGAUUUGGAUUUAUAAUACCACAAAUGCAAGUUGGAAUUCUCAGGCAAGUUUUCCACAGAAAAUGGUUAGAAAAAAACUUGACAAAAACAUUAGAAAUAAUUCCUUCAAUUUAAUGCAGAAUGCUUCUGGGAUAAACGUUGCAAAUAGAUAUGCGCAUACUGCUGUGGCUACAAUCGACAACGAAAGGAUAAUAAUAUAUGGCGGUACUUCCUCUAAUAAUACGGGCGCUCUUCCAAUUCUUGCUGUUUUAAACGUGUCUAGCCUUGUAUGGUUUGAGCCAUACGUCGAUAGCUCGCUGCCGUCAUUACUUUAUCAUACGGCCGUAAUCAGCGGACACCACAUGAUUUUGAUAUUUGGCAUCACAGCAGGGUCAAAUACUCCUAGUUCUAAUGUCUAUGUCAUCGAUACUGAUAAUAAUUACAACCAACCCCGACCAGGAGAUGGUAAUGCGGACCUCCCCAUGCAACGAAUAAGAUUGCCGAACGAUUAUCCGGAGGAAGGAAGCGUCCACCCUAUUCGACAUCAAAAUUUGGACAGAAUCCCGGAAACUCAUAGCGGAAAUCUUCCCCGGGAUCAAGAUCCACCACAGUAUCACCAAUCAUCUGAUAAUACUACAGUUAGCCCUCGACGUAAUAGACCCUUACCACCGAUGUUAACCAAGGCACCUAUUCCUAGAGGGAAUUUUCAUGUUGAUCAGGAAACCUAUGUAUAUUCGCGUAGGCAAAUACAUAUCGCGAACCCAAGCCUACACGACCCUGUCGUGGGUUCAAGCAUGCACGAUCCUGUUGCAGGUUCAAAUUUCCAAGAUGAUGAACUUGCGUAUUAUAGCCCUCAAAAUAAUGUGAAUUAUAGCCCUCAAAACAAUGCGAAUUAUAGCCCUCAAAAUAAUGCGUAUAUACCACGGCCUCCCUAUCGAACGUCCUCCUAUCAACAACAAGCUUAUCAUAACCCCCCAACCGAUUAA
Messenger RNA from Acaulospora colombiana, 1689 nucleotides. Lineage: Eukaryota; Fungi; Glomeromycota; Glomeromycetes; Diversisporales; Acaulosporaceae. The record is from the annotation of a GenBank genome assembly.